AUGGCUCCAUCUAUCGAGUCGUCCCUGGAUACCCAGGGCCUGGCUACCGAACAGCGCAGCCUGCUCGAUUUCAUCGACAAGCUGCAAUAUGCACAGCUGGACAACGUCAAGCUGCCGCAAAUCGUCGUCGUUGGCGACCAGUCUGCGGGGAAGAGCUCCGUCUUGGAGGCCAUCUCUGGCACGCCGUUUCCCAGAGACGCCGGUGCUUGUACGCGCUUCGCUACAGAGAUCCGACUGCGACGAGCAAAGGAGACUUCUCUCAGGGUCUCCAUCAUCCCAGACAGGAGUCGGCCCCUCAACGACCAGGCUCGGCUCGCGCAAUAUGGAGGCAACAUCACUGGAGACGUUCCUUUUGAGACGAUGAUGCGAGACGCUACGAACCUCAUUGCUCCUCGCGACAUUCCUGGCCGCUUUGCUGCCCGGGACAUUCACGUCAUUGACAAGAGCGGCCCUGACAUGCCCCUUUUGACUCUGGUCGAUUUGCCUGGUCUGGUGCGCAUUGCCAACAGAGACCAGUCUGAGGCUGAUAUCCAGACCAUCGAGGCCCUUUCCGACCGAUACAUGAAGAGUUCCCGCACCAUCAUCCUCGCCGUCAUCGGCGGAAAUACCGACUAUGUCCAGGCACCCAUCUUGAAGAAGGCAAGGCAGUUUGACCCCAAGGGCUCGCGAACAAUCGGCGUCCUGACCAAGCCCGACAUGACGGAGCAAAUCGGUCUCGAGGAAAAAUUUAUCGAACUCGUCAUGAACAAGGAUCGCCAAAAUCACUUCAACCUGGGGUGGUACGUUCUUCUCAACCCGGGCCCAACCGAGCAGUGGCUGAGCCCGCCAGACCGCGCCCGCAAGGAAGCAGACUUUUUCACCAGAGGCCGUUGGUCUUCUUUGCCUCCUCAUAUGUGGGGAGUCGCGUCUCUGCGGCAGAAGUUGAGCACCCAGCUGCAGAGACACAUUGGAAAGCAUGUGCAGUCCCUACGAAGGCAGAUCCAAGAGGCCCUCGAGCGGUGUGAUGCCGAACUUAAGACCUUGGGCAAUGCCAAAGACACCAUCGAAGAGAUGCGGUUCGAAAUGGGUGAACUAUUCUCAGCCUCCAACAACCUCGUUACGCCCGCCGUCAACGGCAACUACAAGAAUCCCUUUGGGGAGAAAUUCUUUGCCCGGCAGUCCAGUCCCAAGGGUACACCUGCGCACAAACUCCGCGCUCGCGCUCGCGAGGAAAGCGAGCGCUUUUCACGCCUAUUUCGCCAGCAAGGCAGGCAUCUCAACUUUGCCGAUGCCGCCACCAGCACUACCACUAUCGAUGGACAGCAUGUUUCCCCCCCUGCUGUUGCCGGUAUAUCCAAGAAGGACUUUGCGCAGAUGGAGGUUGAGCCCCUUCUCUGCCAAGUUCGCGGUAACGAGCUCCCGCUGGACUCGAACCCACGCGCGCCAUACAUUCUCUUCCAAGACUACUCGCGAAAGUGGCCCUCUUUGGCUCGGGAAUACAAGGACAACCUCGGCGUCAUCUGCAACGAGUUCCUCGCCGAAGUCAUUGACCACGUGUGGCCCAUCCGAAUGCGUGAUCCGCUACGAUAUCACUUCCUCGAAGUCAAAAUGAAGGAUCUCAUGGAAGAGGCAGAGAAGGAACUUGCAAGACUGACAGACGAUAUGGAGCUCGAGGUGCAGCCCUACGACCCGGAGUACGAGGACCGUCUGCGCAAGUGGCGUGCAGAAGCGACUGAGAAUGGCGGCACGUACACGGAGGCCGAGGAGGUCCUUGAAAAGAUGCUCAUAUACUACGACCUGACAGGGAGAAUCUUUACCAGAAAUGUCAUCACCCAAGUCGCAGAACGACAUUUGCUCCUGGGUAUGCUGCGACUCUUCAAUCCCAUCGAGAUCCUGCAGAUGCCCGACUCGACGAUUGAGAGCAUUGCGGCCGAGACCAAGGAGACGAGAGAGCGGCGGACGAAACUCAAGGCCCAAAAGAAGAGCAUCGAGGAGGCGAGGAGCAUGUGCGCUGGCCUGGCAAUGAGGAGCGACUUGAGAACAUACGAAGACGAGACGGAAGUGGCAAGUGACGAUGAGCAUCCGCCCAAGAGACAGCCUUCUAGCCAGGCAUCAUAUUACCAACAAGCCCAGCCGAGGCAGCUCCAGGAGCAACGCCGCUCCGUGUACGAAGAUGGCCCGAGACAAAGCCUCAUGCCUGACGCUCGUCCACGCCCCGCUGCUGCCCCAGAAUCCCACCACGAUGUGAACCGGACCAUGGGUCAUCAGUCUGGACAGAGCUGGGACCAGCAGCACUACGGCAUCUCGCGCGACCAGGCCCCAGUUCAUGCACCGCCUCCGCCUCCCCGGCCUCAGAAGCUAGGCGUGGAGGAUGCCGGUCAAUAUUACGAUGCAAGAGACGAGGCGGCACGGAGGGACAAGUUUGCUAGUACGGCGAGAAGAGGAGUUCCGUCAAGGGCCUGA
This is a messenger RNA of Metarhizium album ARSEF 1941, 2442 nucleotides long. Its product is annotated as Dynamin. Gene Ontology annotation, cellular component: membrane; microtubule; cytoplasm. Lineage: Eukaryota; Fungi; Ascomycota; Sordariomycetes; Hypocreales; Clavicipitaceae. The record is from RefSeq and is a predicted model, not a curated record. The transcript has a single exon. Gene Ontology annotation, molecular function: GTPase activity; GTP binding; microtubule binding. Bases 1 to 2442 code for a protein of 813 amino acids.